Molecule: messenger RNA, 7625 nt
Organism: Polypterus senegalus (gray bichir)
Lineage: Eukaryota; Metazoa; Chordata; Cladistia; Polypteriformes; Polypteridae
Gene: bpgm
Product: 2,3-bisphosphoglycerate mutase
Exons: 5
Coding region: 523-1302 (259 amino acids)
Biological process (GO): glycolytic process
Molecular function (GO): intramolecular phosphotransferase activity
Source: RefSeq, a predicted model, not a curated record
UGCUUAUAAUUUAUAUACAGUAUAGUACAUUGGAAUUAUUCGCAGCCAAUCAGAGUGACAGGCCCGAGUGCUAACUACAAGAUGGUUUUGAGCGACAUAUAAAUAAAUGUGAUCGACCAAAGUCGCUGACAGCUCGUUAUCGGUGGAUACCUGAUUGUCGGCGCCGCUUUUGAAGUUCCGCUUUCACUCGCUGAACAUAGCUGGCGAUUGGCUAGUCAAUCGGCCGGCAUACGGAGCCGGGGUCGGGGGAGGGGAUUCCUGCUGCUUAAGGUCUUCCUGGAACCAAAAUAAAAUACCCGAAAACGACACCUGCCAGAAUCAAGCGGAGGUGCUGAGCGAGCUGCUUAUGUUUGCAAAUGAAAGCUGACUUUGACUCUUAAUGUGAUGAAUCCAAAACAUCUAAGACCUUUGGUGUGUUGAAAACUGAUUUGGAUUUCUGAAGAUAUUUGCCUUCUAAAACCCCAUUAAAAGAAACAGUGCCUUCAGGAAUUCCGAUGUGCUGAACUGACCAUUGGUCUCAUUAUGUCCAAGUAUGCACUUGUUCUCCUGCGACAUGGCGAGGGAGCCUGGAACAAAGAAAAUAGAUUUUGCAGCUGGGUGGAUCAAAAGUUGAGCAGUGAUGGUGUUAAAGAGGCUCUGGAUUGUGGUAAAUUAUUAAAAGAACUGGGAUAUGAAUUUGACAUAGUAUUCACCUCUAUCCUAAGUCGCUCUAUUCAGACAGCCUGGCUUGUGUUGGAGGCAAUGGGACAGGAAUGGGUUCCAAUUGAGAAAUCCUGGAGGCUAAAUGAACGUCACUAUGGAGCUCUGAUUGGUCUUAAUAGGGCAGAAAUGGCUUUGAACCAUGGAGAAGAGCAGGUAAAGAUCUGGAGACGAAGCUAUGGUGUCAUGCCUCCACCAAUUGAUGAGUCACAUCCCUACUUUUUUGAAAUAUACAAUGAUCGUAGGUAUAACACCUGUGAUAUCGCAAAGGAUGAACUACCCCGAACAGAGAGCUUGAAAGAAGUACUUGAAAGGCUUUUACCAUACUGGGAAGACAUCAUUGUACCAAAGAUUAAGGAAGGCAGGAGAGUACUCAUUUCUGCACAUGGAAACAGCAGCAGAGCUCUACUAAAGCACCUGGAAGGAAUAUCAGAUGAGGAGAUUGCCAAUCUUACUCUUCCCACUGGUGUACCUGUAUUGUUGGAGCUUGAUGAAAACCUACAUCCUAUUAAGCCUCAUGAACUUCUAGGAGAUCAAGGUGCAAUUCAAGCUGCCAUCAAGAAAGUGGAGGAUCAAGGGAAGGCUGUAGCCUCCAAAACAUAAUGUCUGAAAUGGCUCUGACUACAUCCAAAUCUGUGUAUGACAAUUUAAAAAGUGAAUUGCAUUGGUGUUGCUGUUUAUUACAUUCAGGUGAAUAAGUAAGAUGGCUGCUUUAAACCACUCAAAUAUUUAUAAAUCUAGGAAUACAAUUUAGAAGCUAUUUUGUCUGUAAAAUUCUUGUCUGUUACUUGCCCAACCCUUUGCAAAAUGUUAGUAACUGUGAAGGUCUCCUAUGCAAAUAAGAAACAUGGAUACCUCAGAAAAAAGCAUUGAUUUUAAAGAUUCUGUGAUAUUUAUAAAAAAAGGUUUUACAUUCAUAGAGGCUUGUUUUAUCUUGGAUAACUUGUGAGGUUAUGUUUGUUGUACAAAAUUAUAGUCAGAGAGUUAUGCUUUAUUUAUUUAUGUUUAAAUAAAUUUACUUCUGUUUACAAUCUUAAAUUCAGAUUAUCUUAUACCAAACUUUCCCUCUGCAUAUAAUGAGUGCAUAUACCAACCAGGUCUUGCUUCUUUGGUAGAAGCAAAGUAGAAUAAUGUAGGCUUUUGGAAGGACAGGCCAUUCACUUCAACAUUAUUCACCGGUGCCUAUUCAUCUACUUUUUCAAAAUAUGUUCAUCAGACCAAUGCAGGACUCUGAGCUAACACUUUCCAUUACUGUACACUAUUUUUGCAUUUUCUACCUUUUUGUUUUGUGGUUCUUUAGAUUGCCCCAUUUUAUUUCUUGGUUUGAUGUGGUCAUUACCAUCUUGUGGCAAAUCUUGCAUGACUGUGACUGUGUUGGUUGAUAUUGCCACACCUGCUACACAGGUUUUUCAUCACUUACAGUACAUGCUAUACUGGGUGGCAACACAUGUCCCCUUGCAUCCUAGGUUUAAAUGUCAUUACUAAAAGCAAGCUUUCUUAGUGGUAGCUAAGGAUAAUUAUUUUAAGAUAGUCAUAGGUGAUUUUGAUUGUAAAUUUUUAAUGAACUAGUUUCUUUUGUUCUUUUGAUUGUUCCUGUUUAAAUCUCCAAAGUUUUUGUGCCUUUCCAGUUUUCACUUGCUUAAUCCCAUUCCUUCUGCAUCAUCAGGUAUUUCUACUGUUAUUUGCCCUUUGGCCACUCAUUUAUAUCUCUGUGUUCAUAACAAUAUGGCUAAAUAACUUGGUUGUCUAUGUACAGAUUUUUGGGUGAACAUAGUUAAUGAAAUUCUUGCAAAAUUUAGGCUUUAAUAGCUUCAAUUAGUGACUCAGCAUCCUUAUUGAGAAACACUUUUAAUGUAACAGUUGGUAUAUACCUAUUUGUUUCUUUUCAUAAUUUGAAACACUUCAUUAAUGACUCCUUUUAACCUUUGUCUGUUAUGGCUGAAUAGAGUGAACCAUUUUAAUCUUUCUUUAUGCAUUGUACACUGCUCUCUUGCAAUUUAUUUUCUACACUCUCUCCAACAUUGUUUGUUGUUCUUUUAGCAAAGAGAAUGAAACUACACUCAGUAUUCCAGAAGUGGCCUCAUGAGUGGGAUACAAUUAAGUAAAUAGCCUAAGAUCACAUUACCAUUUUUAUCUCUUCUCUAUACUUUUAACCUGUGGAAUUUAGGACACACAAGUGUUCUUAAAAAGUACUUUGUUGCUUCUGGUCCCCAUUGUAUGAUUGUAUCUAAAACUUUUACUGUCUCUGUGUUAAGCCUUAUUUGUUUACAUCAUGUGGCACAACCUACCUAAAUCUAAAUUUUCAUUAAGUUUGUCUGUGGAGGUUUUAGCUGCUAAGGCACCAACACUAAUGCCAAUUUAAGCAGAUUGUUAUUUGUUCUUUUAGGGAACCAUUUAUAAAUUUAAAAGUGUAACAUCCCCAUUAUUUAUCCUCAAAGAAUCCCACUUAAAUAAUUAAACUCUGAAAUGAAUGGAGAGAGGCCUGUUGGGAGUCUGAAAAAUUCAUUUCCUCUUGUUUUUCCUCCAGUCUGCCUCACCUAUUUCUCCAAAGUCAACUCAUGCUAAUCUUCCAUCCUCUUUUGAGAGAUACAGUCUUAUAAAUUAAAUUCAUGUAAUAAUUAGUAUCUUAUCACCAGAAAUACAUUUUAUAAUAUAUUUUUAAUAAUGUUUAUGGAGUGAUGUAAUUGUGCAGUAUGUAGAUUAUCUGUCUUGCAAAGGUUGUGCCCCAAGUUGAGUUAUAGCCUAGGGAAUAUUCAGAGUGAAGGUUUCAUUACCACCGUCAUGCUGCAAGAGUUUUAUUAAGACUUUUAGGUUCUGCUCAGUAAUCCAAAGACCUGCCAUAGACGGCUCUAAAGUAACUUAAUGUUAAUUUGAGUGAAUGUACCCUUAUGCUACAUUGGUUCCCUCUGUAGGACUAGCUUCCAGUAUUACAGGUUUAUCUAGGGUUAAGGAUCACAGGAUGGAUUAAGUAGUUUGGUUUUGAAUUCUGCAUCCUUUCGUUGACUAUGUGGAGCUUGCAUGAUCUGCCCAAGUUUACGUGGGGUUUUCUUUUUGUAUCUCAAAAGACAUGCUGGUAGAGCUGAAUGGAAAUGUGUGAGUGGGCCCUUUGAUGUACCUGCACUCGGUCCAGUGCCAUUUCCAGUCUUGUGUCCAGGGUUGUCAGUCCCUUGAGACCCUGAAUUGGAUUUUGCAAGCCUAAAGAAUGUUAUGUUAUGGAUUUAGUAAGUUUAAAGAAGGUUAUGUUAUCAGAUGAAAUAGUUAUACUUGCGAAGUCUGCCUUACCUGCUGCCUAAACAAUAUAAAAUAUUCAUUUAACAAUCCUUGAGUUACAAAUUUCUUCUCAUACAAAUGCCAGUUAAAAGCAUAGUUUUAAGUACUACCUCAUUUAACAGUGUACUGUUUUACUCAAGUUGUUUCAUCUUUGAAGUGUGCAUACCAUGAAAGGGCAAAUUUUAAAGUAUGUUCUUGGUAAUGAAUGUUUGUUAUGUAUAUAAAAUAUAGCUACAGUAUAUUUUAAUAUGUUAUUCCAAUACAACCACACAUAUUUGAAGCCUAUUCUGCUGAACAAUGUGAUACAGUGAGAGGAAUAAGUUAUUAUUUUGUAUUUAUUAACUAGAGAUCAUUAGUUACUGUUUUUUGUAACAUAUUUAAGUAAACCCUUGCCUUUAUUUUCCAAGCACUACCAAAAUGGUAGCUUACAUUUAAUGAAACAAGUAGCAUCUUUAUCAGAGUUACAGGGUGCAUAUUCACAUGCACACUUACCCUUCACAGUUUGAAAUUACAAAGUUUUGCCCGUCUCUAUUUAAAUUAAUUAUUAACAUGCUCAGAAAAUAAGUGGCACACUUUGACUCACAAACCAAAACAAGAAAAUGGAGCCUGUGUUUCUGUGUAUUGACUGACAGUAAAAUUGGCUUCAGUUCCAGCUUACUCCUGUGAUAUUAAUGUCACUUUUGGCAUUUGCCUAAAUCCAGACAUAUUUCUGGCUGAAACAGUUUUCAUUAAUCCAAUUUGCAGAAAUGGCCAAUUUGCUAAAAUUCACCAGGAUAAAUACUUUAUGCUGAUGGUUGUUUUGGUAUUCCCCUUUCUACUUUCUCUUUUCUUAACCCCUUUUUCUUAAAAUUGUAUCUCUUCUUCUAAUAUAUAAUUACUCUGUUUAAAGAAACUUCACACUGUAAACAAAGCUGCCAUUGUUAUCAUCGUUUCUUACUGCAAAAUGUGCCCAGGUAAUGUGUUAGCCUCUGUUGUUAAGGAAUUUUUUUAGAAACAUAUCUUUUCACACGUAGCUGUUGGAACAAUAUUAAGUGUAACUAUCAAAGGAAUUUGGUGUGGUUAGCUCUGUUAUACUUGUUAUACUUGUUGUACUUGUAAGGAUGACACCUCAAUUACUUGUAAAUACAAUUUACGUACAAUAGAUCCAGGUUUCAAAAGAGAGUGGAGACCUUGUAAGUUUGAGAAAAGACCUGUGGUUCUCAGUAUCUAAAGAAGAGUUUUUAGCUUUUUAGUUUUAUUCUCUCAAGCUUGUCACAUAUUUAACACGUCAUUGUCUGCAUUUUUUUGGAGUGGUUUAAGGCCUUCUUGACAUUAUAAGCUUCACCCAGUAUUUUUAUUACUUUGUUCAUACAUUAUCCAAAGUGCUAGGUUUUUUUAGAACUGAUACAGGAUCUUCGCCUUUAAAGUUGUUAGGUUGUGUUUCAUGAUAUACUGAGUUCAUUUUUUGUUGUCCAUGUGAUUUUAGUCAGUUAAAGAGAAAUUCAUGAGAUUACUUGCUUGUGUGAAAUGAACAAACUUCUUUUUUGGCCUCUGCCCUCUGCCUGCCUUCCGUUCAGGUUGUUUAAGCAAAUUACUAUCUCGUUCAUCCCUCUUCUGUUUUACUCCCUUGAUGUAAUCAGUUGUCAUUCUCACUGUAAUUUUUCCUUUAUCCUAAAAGUCACUUUCUUUAUUUAGCUGAUAAAUAUUCUGACCUUCAGCUGCUCUAAAAUUGCAUUAUGUCUUUGGGUCCUACUUGUUAUGAACACAUCUAGUUCCAGUGUGGUUAUAUUUGUGCUACAGGCCAGACUCUAAAGCUGAUAUUAUGUUACUUAAUUUUUAGUCAUAGGGCAUGUCAGACUUGCCAACUGCUGUUGCAGAUCUGGUUACUGGGCCAAUCUGAUUUACAUUCUGAUUGCUGACCUUCCAGAACAGUCUUACUCGCUCCUGUUUGUGACAGCCAACGGCACUGUACAAAGGGUUAACAAUUACGGCAAAUUUAGACCUUUUUUUUCCGUUCUGUCUUGGCACCUGAAACACGAGAAAUUUUGUAUUUGUGAGAUCCAAAACAUGUGCGUUUCUUAUUCCUUGUCACUACAUUAUCUUUAUUGUACUUCCAGAUGAGCAUUUGUUGGUUGAAAACUCUCAUGCACACACACUUUGCCCCUACAAAUAAAAGACAAAAUCAGACCCAUUUGAUGUUGUUAGGGCAUGUCGUAGACUAGUUAAGAGUGAGUUGCUGCACAUAUCUCAUUACGCAGCUGGAUGCAUGGGAGGGUGUCAGUAACUGCCUCAGACUUGCUGAGAUAAUUUCAAUUAGAUUUGGUAAACUCUAUUAAUCCCAUGGGGAAAUUCAAAACCAUACAUGAAAGCUGUGACUGAAAAUUGCUGGAAAUGUCACAUAUUGUGACAUGGCCUUUAAUCUAAUUUUGCCCUCCACCCCAUACUAGGAUCACCUUCACCCACAUUCAGAUGACACUACUGGAAGCCUAGCACUUUUUUAACCAUUUAUCCUUUUGUGUCAUUUGUCUUUUACUUCAGCAACUUCAGAUACUUUGUAACAUCUCACAUUGUAUUUUUGGUGUCUUUUUUUAAAACUACCAAAUAAUUGCUACUGAAAUAUGUGCAUUCAUACACUCCAAGUGGGUAUAGGCCAUUGAUAGACAUUACUUUUCCAGAAGAGGUCAAUAUUCUUACUUGUUACAACAGGCCAUUCUUGACCUCUGCUGAUCAAUGUUCCGCUACCUCACACUUAGUAUGACUCAUCUUGCGUCUUAUUUCCGUACUUUCUAAUUCUAUGUUUGUUUAAUACAUCUUGCCUUCUGUUACUUACCAGACCCAUCAUUUGCUCUUUAGUUGAUUUAUCUAGCUAACCCUCCUCUGAAAUGUUCCUGUGUGAGUGUUUAUAUUUUCCCUAUUUAUAGUUCACUUCAGUGCAGCUAAGUUCCCACUGCCUUUGAGAUCCCAAGAAUUGUCUGUGUUCUGAGUAAGUAAAUUAUUGACUACUGUUUCCAACUUUUAGUGACUCCGGCAGCCACUCCAUUACCACUAGCACCACCAAAUUUUAAGGCACUUUAUGUGAUCAGGUCAUUUCACUAUUCUGCAGCCACUUAUGCUAACAUGAAUGAGCCUGAUGAGUGUUUCUUGUGUAUACCUUCUGAUGUUGUAUUUAUUGUUGUAUUCAUUGUCUGUUGUUGGUAUUGUAUUUUGUUUAUUCUGUGGGAGACAUGCAAGAAAGAAUAUUGUUUUCCUGUGUACACGUGACGUUAAAGUCAAACUUGAUCUCCACUAACUAGCAUUGCUCAAGAUUUCAUACUUAAUUGAUUUCCUUCUCCCAUCAUCUUGCUGCAAAUGGAGUAUUUGCAUGUUUGCUAACUUUCUUUCAAAUAAAUACUAAAUGAAAAAAUACCUGUUUCUUUUGGGAGCUCCAUCUCAUCUUAAGAAAUGUACCUAUUUCUAGAGAAUCUCAGUUUUUAUUAAUAUUUCCUUUCGACUUCUAAUACCAUCCUUGGAGGUGUAAACAACAGUACCCUUAAGUGUGAAUGUCAUAGUUUUCGGCCAUUAAAUCUUGGUUAUAUGAGAUCUAGCAUACUUUUUCAUAGUUUGUGAUGCUGUUUCUCUGGGGGUUGCUCUAAGAAUUUGUUAGCAAUAAAUUUCAAAUAAAAUAGAUUUUUGCUUUU